Molecule: messenger RNA, 1968 nt
Organism: Clonostachys byssicola
Lineage: Eukaryota; Fungi; Ascomycota; Sordariomycetes; Hypocreales; Bionectriaceae
Source: the annotation of a GenBank genome assembly
AUGUCCCCGUCAACAUCGCCCACCGGCAAUGACGGUGGGGGAUUCCCUGUCCCGCCUUCCAACAGAUCUGAAGCACCUAGUGCCAUGUCCUCAAGGAUCAGCGACGACCGAAGUGAAAUCGAUGCCCAGGGCCGCACAUCUGCGAUGGGUAAAGGAACAUCGCGACCCGGAACAGCAGUGACAGCGGCGGGAUCAGUCGUUUCCGGGUCAGUAGCGACAUCGCCAAACGUCAGGGACUCAGUCGCGUCAUGGAAGCGGACGUCCCUUUCCAGUGUGAGAGGCGACGGCCGCACACGGAGUAUAGCAAGCCGGAGCCACGUACCUUCCCUGACGUCCAACGCCUUCUUCCGCCCGAUGAGCUCUCAGAAGUUGCAAGCCCAUAGAGGAGGCGCAACUUCGCGACCAACCACGAUGGGCUCACCGAUAGACAUUCCCGGGGAUUUCGAUGAUGGGGCUACCGAUAUUGGUGGCAGUGUGAUCCAUCAGGAUGCAUCACCAGUUUCUGCAACUAUCCACACUCCUGUCGGCCUUCAGCACCCGCCCCACGAUGACGAAAAUCUCCAGCUCCCACCAUCCCGAGGGACCGAAGUCACCGAGCACGACAGAGUAACAGCAAACACGAGUCCUUCGAAUGGCCACUACGCAGGAGGGAGCUUGUCGGAUAGUGUCCGGCCUCUACGGAAGACUCCGGAGCCACACCGGAUCAAUACCAGUGUUCACGCCCUGAAGAAUUAUGAGGAGAUGGAAAAGAAUAUGCCAAAGACUCCUCGAUCCUUCCGCUCAAGCUUUUUGAUGCCUGGAAGGAGUAGCACUGGGCACGGCCGGAAUAGAAGCACAGAGGGCGCAGAAAAAUUGUCUUCUGGGGCAUCAUCUCCCAAACUUAACCCAAUAGGGUCUCGAGGUCAGCCAAACCAAGACCCUGCUACACAACGGCAAGCAUCGAAUCUCGGCCGAGUCUAUCAAUAUUUCGAAGGCAACACAAGGUUUUGGCUUGGAGGUAGAUGGCAGAAUACUAUCGGAAGACCCGUAAAUAUCGGAACAGGGAUGUUCAUUGUCUUGCCGUGUGGCCUGUUCUUUGGAUUUGAGGCAUCUUGGUUGUGGCACAAUAUUUCGCCGGCUGUUCCCAUUGUGUUUGCCUACCUCGCUUUCAUCUGCUUUUCCUCUUUUCUUCACGCAUCUGUAUCAGAUCCUGGGAUUCUUCCCCGGAACGUUCAUCGUUUCCCAGAUAUAGACGAUCAGGACCCCUUACAGAUUGGACCCCGAACAAAUGAUUGGGUCUUGGUCAAGUCCGCCGAGUCCCAAACCGCUGCUAUGGAGGUUCCAGUUAAGCACUGCAGGACGUGUAGCAUCUGGCGACCCCCUCGAGGACACCACUGCCGACUAUGCGACAACUGCGUUGAAGGCCAUGACCACCACUGUGUUUGGCUCAACAACUGCGUUGGUAAACGCAACUACCGCUAUUUCUUUGCCUUUGUAACUUCGGGUACUCUCGUUGCCUUUUACAUCAUUGCUACCAGUUUGGUUCAGCUUCUUGUUUACAGGAAGGAGGAAGGAAUAUCAUUCGGCCAGGCCAUUAACCACUUCCGCGGGCCGUUCGCCCUUCUUAUCUUGGCAGUAAUUGAGCUGCUCUACCCCGCCGCAUUAAUGGGCUACCAUAUCUUCCUCAUGGCGCGAGGAGAGACGACACGGGAGUACAUGAACUCUCACAAGUUUGCCAAGAAGGAGCGUUUCAGAGCCUUCUCGCAAGGCAACUUUAUGAAGAACAUAAUUUCCGUCUUAUGUCGACCUCGGCCGCCAACCUAUUAUCGUUUCAAGUCGAAAUACCAGGACGGCGAUCAACGACUGGGAAUCAGGCGAGACCUGAGACCCAAGGAGAGUGCACUCGGCGUGGAGAUGCAGACCGUGUCAACACCGACUGCAAGUGGCUUCCAAGGUCCUGUUUCGCUCCGUGAAGAGCAGCACCGAUAA